Messenger RNA from Fraxinus pennsylvanica, 489 nucleotides. The record is from the annotation of a GenBank genome assembly. NCBI's taxonomy places the organism in Eukaryota, Viridiplantae, Streptophyta, Magnoliopsida, Lamiales, Oleaceae.
AUGGCUUCUUCCAGCUAUUCGAACCCUCCUUGUGCUGCCUGCAAAUUCUUAAGGAGAAAAUGCUUGCCAAGUUGCACUUUUGCACCAUAUUUUCCUCCCGAGGAGCCAACGAAAUUCGCCAAUGUACACAAAAUAUUUGGGGCAAGCAAUGUUAGCAAAUUACUAAAUGAUAUCCCCCCUCAUCAGAGAGAAGAUGCAGUGAAUUCUCUUGCAUAUGAAGCCGAGGCGCGAUUAAAAGAUCCUGUUUAUGGCUGUGUUGGAGCAAUAUCUUUUCUUCAAAGGCAAGUCCUUCAUCUCCAAAAGGAACUAGAUGCUACAAAUGCAGAUUUGAUGCUAUAUGAUGUAUCACAUUCGUUUCCAGUUCUGUCCAAUUCAACAUUUUCGAGUACUGAUGCUCAGUAUAACGGAGGAGAGUCGAAUCCAGGAUUGCUUCACCCACAUGCUUCUCCAUGGAAUAAUGACUCUUCAAAUGAUUCCAAGAGCAUGUAA